This is a messenger RNA of Aureobasidium melanogenum CBS 110374, 804 nucleotides long. RefSeq lists its product as uncharacterized. The annotation marks the transcript as partial. The record is from RefSeq and is a predicted model, not a curated record. NCBI's taxonomy places the organism in Eukaryota, Fungi, Ascomycota, Dothideomycetes, Dothideales, Saccotheciaceae. The transcript is spliced from 4 exons.
GACGAUCGAAGCGGCCAGAUUCUUGGCGUGGCUAUUGGUUUCUUGAUCCCCACUGCUAUCUCCACCGCACUGCGUGUCUACACGAGAACAAAGAUUCUUCGUAGCCAGGCUGGACGCGAUGAUAUUGGUAUGGUGGUUGCUUUUGCGUUCUAUCUGGUAUACCUUGUCUGCCAACUCUCGGGAGUCGCACAUGGCAGUGGCAAGAAGAGAUAUCUCGUGGAUGAUCACACCGCUCAAACAGGUUUGAUGUACUGGUUCUUCUGCGAAGUCUUCUACACCCUCGCAACCGCAGCCCUCAAAAUCAGUAUCGGCCUUUUCUUGCUUCGUAUCGCCGUCGACCGCACACACAUCUGGAUCAUCCGCUGGAUUAUGAUCUUCAACGUCUUGUUCGGCGUUCCCUACUGUCUUCUUAUCACCUUUCAAUGCAAACCUGUCUCUUUCUGGUGGGAUCUCAACCCUGAUCACCAUGGCAAAUGUAUCAGCCCGAAAGUCAUUGUCAUCAACACAUAUAUCAUUUCGGUACUCAACUCUGUCGCCGAUUGGACGUUUGGUAUCCUGCCUUUCUUUAUUGUGAGGAAGUUGCAGAUGAAACGCCAAACUAAGAUCAUGGUCGCGAGCAUUCUUGGAUUUGCUGCUUUAGGUAGCACAGCAACAAUCGUCCGCACGCCCUUCGUCCACACCCUCGCAGACUUCAAAGGCGAAUUCCUCUACAACAACGCCGACGUCGCAAUCUGGACUACCGUCGAACUCGGCAUCGGCUGCACAGCCGCAAACGCCGCUUGUUUACGUCCCCUUCUCUCACGU